Musca domestica (house fly) is the source of this 3219-nucleotide messenger RNA. RefSeq names its product retinoblastoma family protein. Lineage: Eukaryota; Metazoa; Arthropoda; Insecta; Diptera; Muscidae. Gene Ontology annotation, molecular function: RNA polymerase II transcription regulatory region sequence-specific DNA binding. Bases 249 to 2840 code for a protein of 863 amino acids. The transcript has 15 exons. Gene Ontology annotation, biological process: cell differentiation; negative regulation of G1/S transition of mitotic cell cycle; regulation of transcription by RNA polymerase II. The record is from RefSeq and is a predicted model, not a curated record. Gene Ontology annotation, cellular component: chromatin; transcription regulator complex; nucleus.
GCCUUUUUCUUUGUGACAUUUGUUUUUUUUUUUUUUCGUGGUGUAAAAUAUUUGUGCAUUUUGGACCAAUAAGAAGUGUUAGCUAUUGUAUAGUAAAAUAAAUUCUCCCAGGUGUUUGAGGCUAUAUGGGAUUAGGGUAAUCACUAUAUGUUGUAAAUGUGACGUGUUACUCAUCAUUGUAUUCGGAAUAGAGUACAAGUGUAUAAAGUAAAUAAAGCAGAACGACCCAUAAACAUAGGAACUACACCAUGACCCAAUCUCGAGAAGAUGGCUCAACAGAUUCGAUACGAUGCAAACAUGAAGAAUUAUGCAGGGAGCUUAAUAUGGAUAGAGAGACUGAGGAAUUAUCUUGGAGUAUAUUUGUAGAAAUCUCCAAGAGAUUCUCGCUGGAGGGAGAAGUUUUUCAUUGGCUUUGUUGUGCGUUAUAUGCUGCUAGCCGUGGUUCGUAUACCCCUACCGUAGGUGGAACCAAUGACGUUGUCUUGGGCAACUGUAUAUCUGUCAUUAAGUUGUUGCGUAGUUGCAAUAUGAGCAUUCAUGAAUUUACAUCCAAAAUGAGAAAAUGGCACGAAAUGGCAAGACUUCCCGAAUCGUUUUUAAACCAGAUUAAUAAAAUGGAACGUAGCUAUAGCAUGACAUCAAAUGUUUUUAUUCGAUAUGCAGAUAUUUUCGAGCAGCUAUUCCUACCUCCUCCAAAUGAAAAGAAAAAUUGCAAAUUCAGGUCCGCAAAAUGUCCUUAUGGAAAACUCUUUGAGAUAUGUUGGUGCCUGUAUCUUUGUGCUAAAAAUCAAAACAAAGUAACGGACAUAGUCAUGUCUUUCCAUUUAUUGAUCUGGUGUAUAGACUUGAUCUAUAGAAAUGUGUUGAACGAAAAUCCCGAUCUCAUCAACCCAAAAUUUGUGGGUGUACCGCCAAAGUGGGGCAAACCUGAUUUCGAUAUUAGAAUCUUGAAGGACUAUUGCAUUAUUGAGCCUAUUUGCAAUAUGUCGAAUGCGUCCCCGCUAGAUGCGAAAAAUAUGAAGGAGACAUUUAAAGGGAUUAUAAAAACGUUCUUGAAAGCCAAUACAUUGUACGGUACUGAAGACACUUUAAUCUCUAAUGCAUAUUUUGAAAGGAAUUUGAGGUCACUGAAAGGAGCUUAUGAACAAUAUGUUUUAAACAUGGCAGAAUUGGAUGAAAGAAUUUUGUUGGACUAUCGCAAAAUUAACAGUACUCAUGAUUCAUCUGGACUAAAAAUUGAUUUACAUCCGGAAAUGAAGUCUCUUAUGCCAAAUACUCCGUACACUCGUAAGGAGAGUCUUCCUAGUAAGGAUGGUGUUUUCGAUCCUGUGGCAAAUGCAACGAAUAAUGUUAAGAAGCUACGCGAAAUUUCCCACAUUACGGAGCCAUCUGAAUUUAUACGAAAAUCGACAAAUGAAGAAGUUUUGAAGAAGAUUCAAGACAAAGUGAACUACAUGGCAAAACUUUUCCACAACAAAUUUCCCAAUAAAGAAGAGUCCGUCAACAAAUUUCAAUUGGCAAAGUCAUUGUAUUACUAUUUGCUUGACAAAAUACUACACUUCGAAGUCCGACAAAAGCCUAUCGAUCUCAAUAUCCUAUUCCAAAGGGAUAGCUUUAAUACAACACUUAUUGCAUGUAGUGUCGAAAUCGUUCUGGAUGCAUACGAUUCACCACUAAAAUUUCCAUGGAUACUGGAAUGUUUCGGAAUUAAUGCCUUCGAAUUUUGCAAGUUGAUUGAGAUCAUAGUGCGAAGUCACGACAAUAUUCUCAAUCGAGAACUUAUAAAGCAUUUGAAUUUAAUCGAAGAAACAUGUCUUGAGUCUUUGGCUUGGAAGAAAAAUUCUCCACUAUGGGAGUUAAUAAAGAAGGAACCAAUACCCUUACCGACAUGGUCAGAAGUUAAAGUUGGACAUAUAGACAGCAAUGAGCCGCAAUUGCAAUCACCAAUGAACUCUGCAUUUGAUACAUUUAGCGCUUCUACUACACCUAUAGUUAAUGAAUCUGUCAGAAGGGACCUCUUCAAUACCCCAAAAGAGACAACAUCAGGUAAUAGAACAAAUGACGUGGAUAGGUUAAAUGUUCCUAAACGAUCAAAGCCGCUGAAACUAUUUCUUAGAAAGUUCUAUAAACUAGCUUGGUUGCGUAUAAAGGAACUGUGCAAGGAAUUGGAUCUAGGUGAAGAAAUGAUACAAAAAAUAUGGACACUAUUUGAAUAUUCAAUAACCCAAAAAACUGAGUUAAUGCAGGAUAGACAUUUAGAUCAAAUUUUCAUGUGUGCAAUAUAUUUAUAUAUAAAGGUCGGUGAAGUCAAUGGAAAAUUGUUCAGAGAUAUUAUGAAAUUUUACAGAAAGCAGCCACAGGCUACCAGCAGUAUAUAUAGAGAAGUCUUAAUUAAAACAGAUAAUGGAGAAAAAACUGUUGGAGAUAUUAUUAAAUUUUAUAAUGAAAUUUAUAUGCAAAAGAUGACACCAUAUGCCUGGAAUUUUAGAAAGGACCCGGAAAGAUCUGAUAGCGAUCUUCUACUAUCACCACACCCAACUGAAAAACAGACUAUUCCACGACAACUUUCUAGUAAUCAUAACUUCUAUGUGCACUCUAUGGACAAGAAUGAAUCAGAUAAGUAUACGGCAUCACCAAAUCAAUUCACGUUUGAGUUUUGUCGCAGUUCCCCAAAGGAUCUCGAAAAAAUGAACGCUUUUACAAGUAGCAAGGGCAAAAGGAAUCUUCCAUUUGACUUAAGUGAUACAACGAAUGAAGUAGACAGAAAACGAGGCAGAGGAGGAUCUGGGAAUCAAGUACUCUUAAAAAUGAUGCAAGAUCGCCAACAAGAGCACAAGUAAUCAUACUGACAUAAUAUUAUUUAUUAUAAAAUACCUACGUUAAUUUUUUAUAACAGAAGAGAUAAUCAUAUGAAAUUAAAAUAUCAUAAUGAAGUAAUCUGUAUAUAAUAUGCUAAUUAGGAACCGUUAAUUUUUACCAAAUUUAAUUAAAAAUGAGAAUUUUUAAGAAAGUUUGUCAUCGUGAAUUGUUUGAACACAUAAAUUAUAAUUUUGUAAUUUUGGUGUGUUAUUUUAAUUAUUCCCCUUAAUAAUUACCAUAUAUAUAUUUUAUUUAAUUUAAUUUAAUAUACAUAACUAUACGGUAUACAUAUUUGAAUUAACAACUCGUUGUUUUAGAAUGAAUUCCAAUAAAUGUGUACGUGUACAUACAUAUAAAAAA